AUGCGUUACUACGAACAAAAAUACCCGGAGGUAGAUGAGCUGGUGAUGGUGCAGGUGCGGCAGAUUGCCGAGAUGGGCGCGUAUGUCAAGCUGCUCGAGUACGACGGUAUCGAGGGCAUGAUCUUGCUUUCUGAGCUCUCACGUCGUCGUAUACGCUCUAUCCAAAAACUCAUCCGUGUGGGUCGUAAUGAGGUCGUGGUCGUACUUCGUGUGGACAAGGAGAAGGGUUACAUCGACUUGUCAAAGCGCCGUGUCUCACCAGAAGAUAUCACAAAAUGCGAAGAGCGAUACAUGAAGUCCAAAACCGUCUCUUCCAUUCUUCGGCACGUCGCAUCGCGUCUGCCCACCUACGACCCGGACGCGGAGGCAUCGAAGGAGAAGGCCGCUCCGGCACCCGCCGAGAAGGAGGAGCACAAAGAGGAUGAGGAGGAUGAGGGCCCUCACGUGGUGCCGGGUUCGAGCGAGGAGGAGCGCCUAGAGCAACUCUACGACACGAUCGGCUGGCCAUUAAGUCGGAAGUACGGCCACCCGUACGACGCAUUCAAGCUUGCGUUGACCGAGCCUGAUGCUGUAUUCGCUUCGCUGCCAAACCCUGUACCCGACGCGACGCGUUCGCUGCUCAUGGCCACGAUCGCGAGGCGUUUGACGCCCCAGCCGAUCAAGCUGCGUGCGGAUAUCGAGUUGACGUGUUAUACCACCGCCGGGAUCGACGCCAUCAAGAAGGCGCUUCGGGCAGGUGAGUCUGCGAGUACCGAGGCCGUGCCAAUCAAGGCAAAGCUUGUUGCGCCGCCGCUCUACGUUCUUAGCACGAACGCGACGGAUAAGUACGCUGCUGUUGACCGCCUGGAGCGGGCCAUCGAGGUCAUUCAGACGACAAUAGAGCAGGACGGAGGUUCGCUCGUCAUCAAGAUGAAGCCAAAAGCCGUCUCCGACACGGAAGAGCAGGAUCUCGCCCAACUUAUGGCCAAGGCCAGCCGCGAAAACGCCGAGGUAUCAGGCGACGAAGAGGAGGAGGCGAUCGAAGCCUAA
Molecule: messenger RNA, 1029 nt
Organism: Peniophora sp. CBMAI 1063
Lineage: Eukaryota; Fungi; Basidiomycota; Agaricomycetes; Russulales; Peniophoraceae
Source: the annotation of a GenBank genome assembly